This is a messenger RNA of Rotaria sordida, 3086 nucleotides long. The record is from the annotation of a GenBank genome assembly. Lineage: Eukaryota; Metazoa; Rotifera; Eurotatoria; Philodinida; Philodinidae.
AUGUUCGCUUCUGUGUCUAUCCUCUACUUCGUUAUUCUACUGACUUUUGAAAAUACUAUUGAUGGUCGAUCAGUGACGAUUCCAACUCAGGCUAAUCGUACAUUCAUAAGAAAUUCCGAUCUCUUCGGAGGAGACAUCCUUCUCCGGCCGCAGCAGCUGAAAAAUCGAGCUAUUACGACAACUCGAUCAGAUGCACAAUGGCCAAAUGGAAUCAUUCCAUACACCUGGAAAAGCGAGACCUGUGAUUCUGAAGGAAAGAAUUGUAUUUACGCAGACAUUCCUUCACAUAGUCCUUCGGAACAGGAGACCAUUCUGUUGGCGAUGCGAAGGAUCGAAGAAGCAACUGCUAUCGAUGGAUGUUGGGCUCAUCUUGGUUACUAUUCCGGAUCUGAAAGUCUUGUCUCUCUGGGACCUGGUUGUGUCAACCAGGGCACCAUCACGCAUGAGCUGAUGCAUACUCUGGACUUUCUGCAUGAGCACCAGAGAUCAGAUCGGGAUCAAUACAUUCAGAUCAAUUGGGAAAAUAUUGCCGAAAACUGGAAAGGCAGUUUUGAGAUCGACCGUGGUAUGGUUGUGAAACAAGGCACUCCGUACGAUUACAACUCAGUUACACACUAUUCUGGAUGGGCUGCUAGUAAAAACGGAGAGAGAACAAUGGAAUCAAAGCCACCGGGAAAACCUCUCGGCGAGUAUGACAAUCUCAGUGACAUUGAUGUUUUGGAGAUCCGCAAGUCCUACAAAUGUUUCAACAAAGGUAAAGAGUUUCUAAGUAUUCUAUACUCAACAACCAUACACUCUAAAAAAAUCUGUUAGCGCAAUCCCUGAGGGAUUAAAAUGUGAAACACGAUAUAGCUGCUUAUUUGUAAUGUAAAUGAGCGGAUGCUAUAAUGCGGGUUAUACUCAGUGAUGCUGCUCUAGCGUUCUGAUCAGUCUAUGACAGUGUUCUAGCCUAUCUGUCACGGUUCAUGACGCUGCCUUGGUCUGUCGAUUACGGUCUCUGGCACUACCCUGACCUGUUGGUCACGGUUUGUGGCAAGGUCAUGCAGUCUGUCGGUCACGAUCUGUGGAGGGGAAGGUCCAAAUUUUUACCCUUAAACACUUCGACACUCUCUUUCAGAUCGUGUUUCACAAAAGGAUCUUCCUCUGAAUACACGGAAAGAUCAUUUAUAGGUUUCGUAGAUUUUUUUAUUCUGUUUUUGGAACUUUCAACACAUUUGCAAGCUUUUUCAAAUCUACUGAAUCUAUUUGGGGGGGGGGGGGGGGGGAUUCGAUAAAGUUCUUUUUUUAUUAGAGUUUAGGCCCUUCUCAACAAAAAAACAUCAAGUAAAAGUAAUAAACUUACCUAAACACUAAGAUUAAGAACUCAUUCACGACCAACAAAUUAUAACAUGUUCACACAAAUAAAGUAAUGCAACAACGAAGAUAUUCCUCGACUCUGAAACACAAGCGAAAACAUUUAUUAACGAGGAUAAACUUACUCCGAAAUAUCGAACUCACCUCAACCUAGAACAGAAAUUAGAAGAAACAAGUGAUCUUAAAUAUAUCUACACAGUGACGAUCCAUAGGAGUUAAACAACACAAUCAAGCAUACACCACUAAAACUUGCGAUUAAAUAAGCAGUUGAAAUCAACCUAGAGUCUAAAUCAAGAAGUUUAUUUUAAGGAAAAAAUUUUACUUCUAAAUAAGCCCCUCGCCUGCAUUCGACCUAAACACGUAUAGACAUCCUCAUAUAAUUGUCCUUCAUGUCCUGUGGGUAAUCUUAUAUAAUGGCUAUUGACGAUCUAUAGCCAUUCUUAUAUAAUAACCCUUGAUGGUCUAUGGUUAAAUAUGCACUAGAUUCAGUUGACUGAAAUCUAGACGGACUGAAAACUAGUCAGACUGGAGCGGAUGGAUGUCUACUAUGGAUAUUCUCAUAUAUUAGGGAUGCUCAGUAUCGGUUUACUGACCACCGACUGUCAUUGACACUGACGUUCGCUGAGCACCGAUGACAUUAGUUUCAGUGGACACUAGAACACUGAUUACAUCAGUUCAGUGCAUACCGAACACUGAUGAUAUCAUUGUCAGUGUUCACUGAAAUACUGAUCAUACCAAUACAGUGCACACUGAACGCUGACAACAUCAGUGUUAGUGCUCACCGAACACUGAUGACAUCAGUGCUCAAUGUUCACUAAUAUGUUUUUAUAAUGGGUCUUCAAAGCAUUCAACUUUUGUUUUCACUUUUUACCUAUUAACAUAAAGAAACAAAACAAAUAUAGUCACUUUUCUGAUGAAUUUCGCCAAUUUGGCCACAGUGAAAUGUUUACAGAAAUGAUCACGCAUAAAAGAAUGUCACAGUAUUUCAGUGAGCGCUGACACUAAUAUAAUCAGUAUUCCAGUGAACUACAGUUUCAAUGUAAACUGUGUCAGUAUUUCAGCGUUGCAACUGAAACCGAGCAUCCCAAUCAUAUAACAGUUCUUGAUGUCCUAUGGGUAGUGUCAUGUAAUGACUAUUGACGACCUAUAGCCACUCUUAUACAAUAAGGGUGUGGGUGUGAGUGUGGGUUGUGGGUAUGCAUAUAACUUUUUCUGAACACCCCCACCCCACACCCCACACCCCACACCCACACCCACACCCCACCCUUAUUUCAAUUUAAUAAAACAUUUGAAUUCAGAUACUAUUAAAAUGCACUAUAUUCUAAAGGUCUCGUUCCUUUCUUCCCUAUCUGAAUUCAGACAAUCUUAGUCUGGUGUCGCAAUUCUGCCAGAAACUUCUUUUAAAGCAUUUUAUUCAUAGCUUUAGCUAUCAAGAUCGCAAAGAGCUUCUUUUUAAUUUCCGGUAAAGAGUAAACAUUCCACUGUUGAAUGAUAUAGGAUUAGUUAAAAACUAAUUAAUUGAUCAUUUAGAAGAACCGCUAGAAUAGGCCUAGAGGAAAUUUUGAUUGUUAUAUGCGCUUCAUGUAUAUCACCUACUACAUAUAAAUCAACUAAAAGUACUUGACGCAUGCAGAAACAUAUUGACUCGUACCCUAGAGGAUCUUUAGUAAUGACUCACUAAAAAUACAUAAGAUAUUGAAAUAAUUGAAAAACAGCGUUCUAACGAUUUCUUU